AUGAUUGCGAAAAUCAAAAAAAUAUUUCAAAAAAGAGGACUGCUUUUCUGUGUUGCCGGUUUAUAUUUCCAUCUCUUGCGUUCGGCGAUGGUAGGCAGAAACAUGACUGAGGAGCAUGUAGGAAUGCUGCUCGAUUUUCCAGAAAACUUCUUUGAAAACGGUUAUCUUAAUAAUCGUGCUGUUGGUAUUUGCGAUGGUGAUUAUCAAUAUCUCGUUAACAAGCAAACAGAUCUCAGAUCGCCGAAAUUGCCACCCAGCCACGUCACCUACACCAGAUGUCAAAGCAGAUUUAUCCCCGAUACUGAUGGCCUCAUUUUUGAUUUUGAAUAUUUCGACAUUGGCCCCAACGAAUAUGUUGUUUUCACAGAUGAAGGCAGAGUUCAAUACUGGUUUAGUGGAUCAUUAUCGGGAAUUCGAUUUUCUUUCUUCUCUUCAUACGUUGAUGUUGGUUUUGUCUCUUAUGAACAAAGCGAGGAUACCCUUGGAUUUUCAAUCAAGGUCAGCAAAGGAUACGACAUACACAAGGACAUCGAGAAGUUUGUGCUUCCUUAUACAUGCAUCAAAAGCAGCUUCAUCAAUUUCAUGAAAAGAUGGAAUAUCAACUAA
Molecule: messenger RNA, 606 nt
Organism: Oikopleura dioica
Lineage: Eukaryota; Metazoa; Chordata; Appendicularia; Copelata; Oikopleuridae
Source: the annotation of a GenBank genome assembly